Messenger RNA from Bursaphelenchus xylophilus (pine wood nematode), 6590 nucleotides. NCBI's taxonomy places the organism in Eukaryota, Metazoa, Nematoda, Chromadorea, Rhabditida, Aphelenchoididae. The record is from the annotation of a GenBank genome assembly.
AUGGGGAGGAAAUCCAAAGCGUCCAAACCGUUGGUGGACAAGGGGUAUCAAUCGGCGUCGUUCUUGGAAAUGGUAGAAAUUUUUUUGCACUUUUUAGCUUUUUUACAUAUCUUUUUCACUGUGCAAAAACCGGCCUUUGCCAUGCGAUUUUUUACACCUGCACAGUGCAAAUUGAAAAAAAAUCGACUGCACUGUGCAUCAGACUUUUUUUAGAAGCCAAUAAAAUUUUUUUCGCUACGUUUUUGAUACCAUAAUCUAUCUGCACAGUGGAAUUUUUCGACUUUUAUCGCACAGUGCAAAAAAUUUAUUUUUAUUUUUUUUGCACUGUGCGAUUUUUUCUUUUUAAAAAUUAAUAUUUUAUAAUACAAAUACACCUUCAGUCAUUUUCACUUUCGUGACACUCACGUUUCAGAUGAGGUAUGCCGGCAGAUUCGACUGGUUUCUUUGCUGGACGGGUUUGAUUUUUGCCAUUCUUUCCGGUGCCUCCAUUCCGACCGGAAUUAUUUCGUUUCGCGGUAUCACUGGUAUUCUCAUGGUGGCUCAACAAGAAUAUGAGCAGGGUGGAGUAAAUACAACUGUGUUAUACGACACCGUUGUGUAUUACGUGAUAUUGUACUUAAUUUUGUCGUCAAUUAUGUUUGGAACCACUUAUGUUGCGGUGAGUUCGGUCAUUUUUAAAUUUUGCUGCAUAAAAAAUUCACAGGUUUCUUCUUGUCGGUGAGAGUAACAAUUGUUACAGAAAAUAGAGAAUUUUACGUUAAGAUCUUCAGAUAUAAUUUUAGUGACGUUUUUUAUUUACUUUUUUUUUCUUUCCAGUUUGCUUGUUUCUUCACACUUUGUGAACGUCAACUCGACAUCUAUCGCAAAAAGUUUCUCCAUGCAAUUUUACAUCAGGAUAUUGAAUGGUUCGACACUCACGAAAUUGGAAUGCUCACUCAAAAAAUGUCAUCGUAAGUACUGUAAUCUUCAAAAACAAUUUUUACAGCCUAUAAAAACAAUAUAAGAAGUCACAAUAGUCAAUUAUAUAAUGUAACCGAUUAUAGCUCAAUACAAUAGAAUCUUUCUAAAACGAAUAUAUUUUUUUCAAUCAUUUGACCACCCUUAAAUUUCAGUGGAAUGGACCGGAUACGAGACGGAGCCAGUGACAAGAUCGUCCUCUUUGUUCGCGCCUUCUCUUGUCUUUUCGCCGGAUUGACGAUUGGAUUCAUUAUGCAUUGGCAAAUGGCGUCAGUCAUGUUGAUUGUCGUUCCAAUGGUGGCUUGCAUCACAUACGUUUCGGCGUUGGUAAGCCAAUUUUUUUGACAUCGAAAGGUCUCCAAGUAAUGAAAAUCGAGUACCUCCCAUAAAAUCUCGCUAAUUUUUCUUGAUUUUCUAUUUCAAGUCCGAUUUUUAAAUUAAAAAAUUGACCCUCUUUAGACCUCCAAGUCCUCCCUGCGCAAGCAAAACGACGCCUAUGGAAGUGCCGGAGCUGUCGCCGAAGAAGUUAUCAGCGGAAUCCGUACUGUUGCCGCAUUCAACGCCCAAAACUUUGAAGUCAACCGCUACAAUAAGUACCUGGAAAUUGGCUGUAAAAGUGGAACACGCAAACAUUUUCUCACCGGCUUCUUCACCGGUCUGCACGGUCUGAUCAUGUUCGUUUCAAUGGGUGUCGCUUUUUGGUAUGGCUCGAUGAUUGUGCUGGAGGGUGGAAUGUCUCCGAGCACUGUGUUUGCAGUGUUUUGGAGUUGUUUGAAUGGUGCCUUCCAGUUGUCGCAGAUCUUGCCGCAAAUCUCGGUACUAAUGGGUGCGAAAAUUUCGGCUGGUGAAAUUUUAUCGUUGAUUGAUGAGGUGGGUGAUGAUGUAGUAAAUUAAAAUGUAAAAAUCUCAAGAAGAAAUGAAUCUAUCCCUCUGAAAAAUCAUUUAUCAACUAACGUUUUAGCGUCCAAAAAUUGAAUGUUGCGAAGAACGCGGAGUAACUUUAAAAGAGCCUCAGGGCCGAAUCAAGUUCUCCGAUAUCCGAUUCCACUAUCCCAGUCGGCCAAACGUCCCGAUCCUUCAAGGAGUUUCAUUUUCCGUCGACGCUGGCCAAACAGUCGCUCUGGUUGGCCAUAGUGGCUGUGGAAAGUCUACGAUGAUCUCUUUGUUGAUGAGAUAUUACACUCAAGACAGUGGAACAGUAAGUUCGCGAUACAAAUUAAAUUAUACAUGCUUUUUCAAUGUUUAGGUGACAGUUGACGACACACCAAUCGAAGAUUUCAAUACGAAUUGGUUGAGGAGUAUUGUUGGGAUUGUCUCUCAAGAGCCGAUCGUUUUUGCCGCCACAGUUGCCGAGAAUUUGAGGAUGGGAAAAGAAAAUGCGACCAAGGAAGAGAUGGUCCAAGUUUGCGAGGCAGCAAAUGCCCAUGAAUUCAUCUGCAGAUUGCCGGAUGUAAGAGAAAUGUAAUUUUUCUUUAUUAGCGCCGAAUUUCAGGGCUAUGACACACGAAUUGGCGAAGGAGGAGUCAAGCUUUCGGGAGGCCAAAAACAACGUCUGGCCAUUGCUCGAGCUCUGAUUCGAAACCCCAAAAUCUUACUGCUUGAUGAAGCCACAUCCGCGUUGGACACAGAGUCAGAACGGCAUGUCCAAGCAGCAAUAGACAAGGCUGCUGAUGGCCGGACGACCAUAAUUAUUGCCCACCGAUUAUCGACCGUUCGGAACGCCGAUAAAAUCAUUGUUUUCGAUCAUGGAAAGAUCGUGGAGGAAGGAACUCAUGAUGAGUUGAUGGAAAAGGAUGGAGUGUAUAAGGGGCUGGUGCAAGCGCAGGAAAUCGAGCAGUUUGAAGAGCUGGCUGACGUCAGGUUUGAAGAAGAAGAUGCUCAGGAAAAGCCAAAAAUGAGAAGUCGAGCUGGAUCGGUGAUUUCGAGGAUCUCCCAAUACGAUUCAAAGAGAGCGAGUGAUCGGCUGAAGAGAUCGAUGAGUUCGGUGGUUGAAAAUGAUGUUCAAACUGAAGAGUAAGUAAAAGUAAAGGCAAACUCGUAUUUUACGAUUUCUCUCUUACUUUUUACUUUUUCAGUAUAAUACAAGAGAUGCGAGAAGAAGGCGCCGAAAAGGCCUCAAUCAGAGACCUUUGGAGAUUCGCUGACAAGGAGCAUAAACGCUUUGUUAUUGGUCUCAUUUGCACUUUUCUGCGUGGGACAACCUUGCCCUUAUUCUCCUUGAUUUAUGGCCGAAUGUUCCUGGCCUUGGGAGAAGCGUUGAAGGAGGAGAACAGAGGGAAUACGGAAAAUCAGUAUGUACUGAAUGGAGUUGCAUUCGCCGCGUUGGGAGUGUUCACUUUUAUUUUUACAUUGUCGUCAGGGGCGCUAUUGGGGUCGGCUGGAGAAAGAGUUACGAAGAGAUUGAGAACUGCCGUGUUCAAGGUGAGAAUUCAGCAAGUUUCUUGUCAUAUCCUGCUCGGACUUUUCUUAAAAUUUUAUCGGACUUAACCUGGGUUUUGGACAGAUAUUGAUUAAUUUUCACCCUCAUUUCAGAACGUCCUCCGCCAAGACGGCGGCUACUUUGACGACCCUCGGCAUGCCACUGGCAAGCUGACAACUCGUCUGGCUAGUGAUGCCCCCAACGUUCAAGCAGCGUUGGAUCAACGACUUUCCGAGGUUCUUCAGGGACUUGUCGCUCUAAUCUGUGGAAUUACGAUAUCUUUCUCAUUCAGCCCUCUAUACGCGCCGGUCGGAUUGCUUUGCGCUUGUUUUACCGUCAUGUUCCAAGUAUUCUUGACCAAUUGGCUGAAGCAUCGGGGCGCCAGAGAUGUGGAGAGCGCUGAGGAGGCGUCGAGAGUGAGAAAUAGAUUAUAUUUUGGAAGGUUUGACCUUAUUUUAGCUAGCAUCAGAAGCCAUUGAACACGUAAAAACAGUGCAAGCCCUAACCCGCCAAAAAUUGAUCUACGAUCUUUUUUGCAAGGCUUCAGUACGACCAAGACAGCGUGCCAUUUUUCGAGGACUAAUCCAAUCGAUCUCGUAUGGAAUUGGGACUUGUUUUAUGUCCAUUAAUUUUGCCGGAUCGUACUUUUUUGGCAUGUUAAUGGUCAAUGCCGGACUCAUCGAGCCUUAUGUUGUUUUUCAGUGAGUUGACGGGGACUUUGUGAGAUCUAAAAUUGGGUUUAGAGUAAUAGAAGCGCUGAAUAUGGCAGCGAUCACAAUUAUCAAUGCAUCCUCGUAUCUACCAGAGUAUAUUAGAGCCAGAGUUGCGGCUGGAUUACUGUUCAAAAUUAUGCGACAAGAACCGUUGAUCGACUCAAUGUCCGAAGGAGGAUUGACUCCGGUAAAAAAGUUUUCUUAAAAAAAAAUUAGAGAAAAUUCAGCAUGAUCCCCAUUUAUAAUAUUUUGCAGGAAAUCGAAGGUGAAAUCAAAUUUGAAAACGUCUUCUUUGCCUACCCCAACAAUCCCCAACACCGCGUCCUCAACGGCUUUACCCUUCAAGCCAAUAAAGGCGAGACUCUGGCCUUGGUUGGCCCAUCUGGAUGCGGGAAGUCGACCACCAUCCAACUGCUUGAACGAUAUUAUGAGAUUCUGGCAGGGCAACUUCUGAUUGAUUCCCACAAUUUCCGGCAAAUUUCCAUUCGGCAUUUGAGGAAUAACAUUGCGCUUGUUUCACAAGAACCGACGCUUUUCAACAUGUCCAUUUUGCAGAAUAUUACGUAUGGAUUGGAGCGUGUGGACAUGGAGAGAGUGGUGGAGGCGGCGAAGAUGGCGAAUGUGCAUGAAUUCAUCGACUCGUUGCCAAAUGUAAGAAAGAACUGUUUGUUUUCUUGGCUAUGUUUCAAAAAAUUUGUUUUCUGGGAAAAUGUGUUUACGGAGACAAUGAAGGGUAUACGCACGUCAAUCCAAAACAGAAGAAAAAAAGUUCACGCCCCUUUUUGGUGAUUCGUUCAAAACGAAAUGUCACUAUCCGAUAAAAAGAAUUUUCUUAUCUUUCUUCUUCCUUUUCGAGAAAAAGCAAGUAUUUCGGGCCAGAAAAAGUACCGAUCAUCAUUUUGCGACAUUUCUUCUCUCUUUUACAGGGUGGGGCAUCUUUGUGGCCCGAUUUGAAUUGGCUAUAACUUCUUUAGUUUUUGGCCAAAUUUUAAAAUUCUUUUUUUCCCUGAAUCGUCAGCCAACCCCAUUUUGUUUGAUACCAAGUAUGUUAUACAUAGUAAGUGUAUAUCUACAGUUAUUGCAUUUAUUCUUGGAGUUCAUUUUUUCGGUCGUUUUUCGGUUGUUUUUUCGGUCUUUCCCGGUGUGUCCAGAAAUGGAGUACGGUGCGGAAGAAAAAUACGGCGGAUUUUACCCUCCCGAAAAUCGACCAUGAGAAUAAGAACAAAAAGUGAAGAUCAACCUCCAGAGUUCGUCGAAUGGUCCAUGCUGAAGGCAUUCCCUCGGUUCUGGCCAAACUUCGUGUACUCAUAUGCGGAUUUUCUCGGAAUUUUGACAAAACUUCUUAAAUUUUCAGCUCCGUUCGUACUCAUCUUUCCUGCUUUUUUUGUUUCCUGUUAACGCUGCCAGUCUCAAGAAACUUAUUCCACGAACGUCGAAUUGUCUUGCGAUCUGGAGGUUAGGCAUUACGUCCGUAUUUUAUGCGGUAUCCCCGUUUGAAAAUUUAUCGCCGAACCGUACUUGCUAUACCAAACCACAGACCAAGCCUUUUCUUCCACACCGGACUCCAUUUUCGGACACACCGGGAAAGACCGAAAAAACAACCGAAAAACGACCGAAAAAAUGAACUCCAAGAAUAAAUCCAAUAACUGUAGAUAUACUUACUAUGUAUAACAUAUUUGGUAUCUAACAAAAUGGGGUUGGCUGACGAUUCAGGGAAAAAAAGAAUUUUAAAAUUUGGCCAAAAACUAAAGAAGUUAUAGCCAAUUCAAAUCGGGCCACAAAGAUGCCCCACCCUGUAAAUCAAUGAAAACGAUACGAAGUUUCGAAACGGUUCAGGAAAUGCGCUGGAUUUACGUGAUAGGGAGCUGUAUCGACUAGACAGAAGAAAAAAAAUGUAAAGUCUUUCAAGGGCGCGUCUGACGCAAAAAUCAGAUUGAUCUGUCGUGGAAAUAAUCCACAAUUUUGUCAAAGAAUAUGAAGGCUUUUCGCGGCUAGAGCGGCCCCAAACUAUGAAUUCAUUUCUCCGAAAUGGUUUGUUCCAGUGGAAAAACUUACGCUCAAUUCUGCGAAUGUUUGUACUUGCUGCGAACAACAACGCUAAAAAAUAAUCCAAAGUCACAAACUCCGAAGAGUACAGAACCUAGAUUUGAAUUUUUUAGCGCUACGAAACCUCGGUCGGAGCCAGAGGCGGUCAACUUUCCGGCGGCCAAAAACAGCGAAUAGCCAUUGCCCGUGCUGUGGUGCGAAACCCGAAAGUUCUUCUGCUCGACGAAGCGACUUCUGCGUUGGAUACGGAGUCCGAAAAAAUAGUUCAAGCGGCGUUGGAUAGGGCCAGUGAAGGAAGGACUGUAAUUUCGAUAGCUCAUCGACUAUCCACCAUCCAGAAAGCCGAUGCAAUUGCGGUGAUAAAGGACGGACGAGUGUUCGAAAUGGGGAAACAUCAACAACUGCUUGCGAGAAAGGGCGUUUACUACCAUUUGGUUCAAAAACAAAGCGGAUGA